Octodon degus (degu) is the source of this 1863-nucleotide messenger RNA. It is a transcript of the gene Wipi1, whose product is annotated as WD repeat domain, phosphoinositide interacting 1. The record is from RefSeq and is a predicted model, not a curated record. Bases 81 to 1421 code for a protein of 446 amino acids. Gene Ontology annotation, molecular function: phosphatidylinositol-3-phosphate binding; protein binding; phosphatidylinositol-3,5-bisphosphate binding. NCBI's taxonomy places the organism in Eukaryota, Metazoa, Chordata, Mammalia, Rodentia, Octodontidae. Gene Ontology annotation, biological process: autophagy of mitochondrion; protein lipidation; protein localization to phagophore assembly site. Gene Ontology annotation, cellular component: cytosol; extrinsic component of membrane; phagophore assembly site membrane. The transcript is spliced from 13 exons.
GGCGCUGCCGGGCGCGCCGGGCUGGCUGCUGAGGUGGCCGUCGCCGGCUCCGAGCUGCGGCUCCCCGGGUGGAGCGCCCGAUGGAGGCCGAGGCCGCGGACGCCGCUCCGGGCGGAGUCGAGGCGGCGCUCAGCUGCUUCUCUUUCAACCAAGACUGCACAUCCCUAGCGAUUGGAACCAAAGCUGGUUACAAGCUGUUUUCUUUGAGUUCUGUGGAGCAGCUGGACCAAGUCCAUGGGAAUAACGAAAUCCCCGAUGUCUACAUCGUGGAGCGCCUCUUCUCCAGCAGCCUGGUGGUGGUGGUCAGUCACACAAAACCACGGCAGAUGAACGUGUAUCACUUUAAGAAAGGCACGGAGAUCUGCAACUACAGCUACUCCAGCACCAUCUUGUCCAUAAAGCUGAACCGGCAGAGGUUGCUGGUUUGCCUGGAAGAGUCCAUUUAUAUCCACAACAUUAAGGAUAUGAAGCUGCUGAAGACCCUCCUGGACAUCCCUGCAAACCCGACAGGUCUGUGCGCGCUCUCUAUCAACCAUUCCAAUUCCUACCUGGCCUAUCCUGGAAGCCAGACGACAGGCGAGAUUGUGCUUUAUGAUGGAAACUCCCUGAAAACAGUCUGCACCAUCGCUGCCCACGAGGGGACACUGGCUGCCAUCGCCUUCAACUCCUCGGGCUCCAGGCUAGCAAGCGCAUCAGAGAAAGGUACAGUCAUCCGGGUCUUCUCGGUACCUGACGGGCAAAAGCUCUAUGAGUUCCGCAGAGGAAUGAAAAGGUACGUGACGAUCAGCUCUCUGGUUUUCAGCAUGGACUCCCAGUUCCUGUGCGCCUCCAGCAACACGGAGACCGUGCACAUCUUCAAGCUGGAGCACCUCACCGACAGCCGCCCAGAAGAGCCUUCCACCUGGAGUGGCUACAUGGGAAAGGUGUUCAUGGCUGCCACCAACUACCUCCCCGCCCAGGUGUCGGACAUGAUGAACCAGGACAGGGCCUUUGCCACCGGCCGCUUGAACUUCUCUGGGCAGAAGAACAUCUGCACACUCUCCACGAUCCAGAAAUUGCCCAGGCUGCUGGUCGCCUCCUCCGAUGGCCACCUUUACAUCUACAACCUGGACCCUCAGGACGGUGGAGAGUGCGUCCUCAUCAAGACCCACAGCUUGCUUGGCUCAGGAACCACAGAUGAGAACAAAGAAAAUGACCUCAGACCUGCCUUACCUCAGUCUUACGCAGCGACUGCAGCCAGACCAAGCGCCUCUGCGGCCUCCACUGUGCCAGGUUACUCGGAGGACGGCGGGGCGCUCCGUGGAGAAGUGAUUCCAGAGCACGAGUUUGCGACGGGGCCAGUGUGUCUCGAUGAUGAGAAUGAGUUUCCCCCUAUAAUCUUGUGCCGUGGAAGUCAGAAGGGCAAAACGAAGCAGUCCUGACGAGAAGCGCACCUCAGAAGUCAGGACACCCCCUGUCGGGUGGUUUUGGCGAAAUCAAAGAAGGUGGAAGAAUGCGGUGCAGUUGUGUGAGCGGAGAGGGGGGCAGGAGUCCGGGCGCUGUGCGGCCGACCCCUCCCCGGCACCUGUGGGUGCCUGCAGCCCAGCCUCCUCGCCAUGCCUUUCAAGUACCUGCCAACUACAGUGUAAAUGCUAACUAACCAUAUUGGUAUAUAGCCGAAAGUUUGUAUUAAAAAGGGGAUCCUUUUUAAAUAUAUACUGCAUAAAAACGAAGUGUACUUACAGGAAAAACUCUUUGAAUUGUAUAUUACAUUCAUAUAGAAAGAUUAUUUUAGUCAGGCAAAGUAUUUUUGCAGUGAUUGGAAUAAAUCAUUUAUUACCUUUGAGUCCCAUUUAGGACACUAAUAAAAUAUGGCAAGGCAUG